Copidosoma floridanum is the source of this 1089-nucleotide messenger RNA. It is a transcript of the gene Hacd1, whose product is annotated as 3-hydroxyacyl-CoA dehydratase 1. The record is from RefSeq and is a predicted model, not a curated record. Gene Ontology annotation, molecular function: 3-hydroxyacyl-CoA dehydratase activity. Lineage: Eukaryota; Metazoa; Arthropoda; Insecta; Hymenoptera; Encyrtidae. Gene Ontology annotation, cellular component: endoplasmic reticulum membrane. Gene Ontology annotation, biological process: sphingolipid biosynthetic process; very long-chain fatty acid biosynthetic process; fatty acid elongation.
UCUCGUCUGUCAAGUAGUGUAUUAUUUGAAGAGAACUUGUGUGCGUAUAAAAAAAAUCACCACGUUUUCGAAUUACAUGAUUUCGUAAGCACAUUAUAUAGGAGGUUCUGCCUUGGAAAGUGCAAGUCAUUCUAAAUGGUUAAAGGCUCUUUUGUUUUUUCUCUUUCUAUAGUUCCUCGUUCGAUUUACUCUUGACAAUCGUGGUAAAGAGUAAACAGUCAAUUAUUUGUUAACAGCUGUUAAGCCUGCGAAUGUUUCAAACUUAUGUGUAGUUAUUAGAUUCAAGUAUAGUUUUGUUUUUCUUCAAUAAUGUUUUUCAAAGGCUCAAAUAUAAACUAUUUAUCCACUCGUUACCUUCUGACAUACAACUUUCUGCAAGUCAUUGGGUGGAGUUAUAUCUUGUUCUUGUUAAUAACCCAGUUUGGAAGGAAUGCUCUCUGGGAAACAAUUAAAUUACCCAUAAUUAUUUUUCAAAAUGCGGCACUAUUAGAGAUUUUACAUGCUCUUACUGGUUUAGUGAAAUCUAAUCCAAGCCUUACUAGUUUUCAAGUCUUUAGUCGAGUAAUAAUUGUUUGUGGAGUCUUACUAGCUACUCCUUCGACUUCUGCUCCAUCCUCAUUAGGACUUCCUUUAUCAAUACUGGCUUGGUCGAUAACAGAGAUUAUUAGAUAUAGUUAUUAUUUUGCAAAUCUCGUAGGAUACAUUCCAUACUAUUUGUCGUGGUUAAGGUACUCAACAUUCAUUAUUUUAUAUCCGAUUGGCAUCACGGGAGAGCUGUUGUGUCUUUAUGCUGCUACAGAGUUCGCUAGAAAAAGCUAUGAAGUAUGGAGUUAUGUACUACCAAAUAUGUGGAACUUUACUUUCAGCUAUUAUUAUUUUCUUAUUGCAGUAAUGUUAUUGUACAUACCACUAUACAAGCGAAUGUUCAUAACUUUAAAUCUGAAAGCUCUUGGGUUCAGAAGAUUGCAUUACGAGGUUAUGGGUAUUUUUGAGACUAUGUUGGAUAUUCUCGUGAGCUUUGUGUUGGACAAGGAGUCUAGAAAGUUGAUUAGCUCAUGGUUUGAACAUUUCCAAGUUCGCAGACUUUAA